Molecule: messenger RNA, 2272 nt
Organism: Diatraea saccharalis (sugarcane borer)
Lineage: Eukaryota; Metazoa; Arthropoda; Insecta; Lepidoptera; Crambidae
Source: the annotation of a GenBank genome assembly
UCCAACAAUUGUAUACUGUACAAUCACACAAAUAUUGAUCAACAUUUUGAUUUAGAUUUAAAUAAACAUUAGAAAAUAUUGUAUUGGAAUAACUGAAAUUAUAUUUUUGUUUCAGAUUCCUAUCAAUUGAUUCUCAAUUAUGAGUCCAGGGGAUGGUACUCAAGUAGCUGUAUUGAAUCGUGUUGAUGACUAUGUGGAAUUGCUAUAUGAUGACAUUCCUGAAAAAAUAAAAGGAUCAGCCCUUAUAUUACAGUUAGCAAGAAAUCCUGAUAAUUUAAUUGAACUGUCUAGAAAUGAGGCUUUAUUAAGUGCUUUAUCAAGGGUCCUUAGAGAAGAGUGGAAAAGAAGUAUUGAAUUGAGUACAAAUAUUGUGUAUACAUUUUUCUGUUUUUCUACUUAUAAUGAGUUUCAUCCAGUUAUCAUUCAAUAUAAAAUAGGAUCACUAUGUAUGGAUGUUAUAGACUAUGAACUUAAAAGAUAUGAUCAAUGGAAAGAAAAGGUUGAGGGUAAAAAGCCACUACUAACUCCAGAUAAGAGUGAAUUGCCAAAAAGUCGUAUACCUGAACCGAAACGCCGACCAAAGUCUGGUACAUGGGCUGUGGCCGAUGUCAAUAUACAAAAAUCUCGGACACUAGUAUCUAGUUAUCAUGAAGAUUUAUGCAAUAUCACUGAUGAGUGUCUCUCCAAAAAUGAUGAGGAACAAAUGAAAAGGAAACUAAAGACAUUAUCAAAAAGACAAGAACAAUUACUACGAGUAGCAUUUUAUAUGUUACUUAAUAUUGCAGACAAUGUUAAAGUGGAAGAAAAAAUGCACAAAAAAGAUAUAGUUGGCUUGCUUAUUGGAGCAAUGGAAAGGCAUUCAAAUAUUGAUUUACUAAUUCUAAUAGUUUCUUUUUUACAAAAGCUGUCUAUUUUUGUAGAAAAUAAAAAUAGUAUGGCUACAAGGGGUAUUAUAGACAAACUGGCACCUCUAUUAGAUUCACCAAAUGCAGACUUAGUCAAUGUUACACUAAAACUUCUAUUUAAUUUGACUUUUGACACAAAAUUGCGCAACAAGAUGAUUAAAAUGGGUUUACUACCCAAAUUCAUACAAUUCACAAGUGAUGAUAAACAUAUAACUUUAGCAAUGAAAAUUUUGUAUCAUUUGAGUAUGGACGAUAGAGUUAAAUUGUUGUUCACCCAAUCAGAUUGCGUGAAAUUGCUAACCGACAUGCUGCUACUAAAUGUUAAUAGUGAGAGUAAUCCAUCUAAUGGACCUGGAGUGACUGACGUUCUACUUGCGCUAUGUGUGAAUUUAGCUUGGUGUGAACGAGCCGCACAGCAAAUGGCUGCCGAGGGACGAUUACGGGAAUUACUUGCGCGCGCUUACCGUCACCGAAAUACUAUGCUCAUGAAACUAGUACGAAAUUUAUCGCACCAUGCGCAGAUCAAGCCACUAUUUGUAGUAAGUUAAAAUGUUUUUCAAUUGUUAUGAAUAUAAUUUUUAGAAUAGGUAUAAAACCUACUCUGAAUUUACUAUAUUCUCAGUUAUGCUAAUAAAGUAAUUAAAUUGGAAUACCAACAUAAUAUUUUGUUUACUACAAAUAGAUAUUUUUUUAGGAAUUUGUUGGUGAUAUUGCUGGUGCAGUUACAAGUGGUGAUGCGACAGAAGAAUUUACUAUUGAAUGCAUCGGAACCCUCAGCAAUAUUUUAAUAAUAAACAACAAUAUAGAUGUGUUUGCUGUUGUGGAGAGGUACAAUUUAAUACCAUGCAUCAUGAAAAUACUAGAUCCAGAGAGUACGUGCGAUCCAGAGUUAGUUCUGGAGGGCGUGGUGGCGGCGGGCGCGCUGGCCGGCGACGAGCGCGCGGCGUGUGCGCUGGUGCAGGCGGGCGGGGGCGGCGCGCUGGUGGCGCUGCUGCGGCUGCGGCAGGCGGACGACGAGCACGUGCUGCAAACUGUGUACGCAUUCAGGCAGAUACUGUCGCACCCCCGCGCCGCUGAGCAUCUGGUCACGCGCACAGAAGCACCGGCCUAUCUUAUCGAUCUGAUGCAAGACAAGAACGUUGAAAUAAGAAAAAUGUGCGAUUCUUGCCUCGAUAUUAUAUCUCAAAUGCAGAAUGAGUGGGCGGAGAGAAUAAAGGUGGAGAGAUUCCGUUGUCACAACGGCCAGUGGUUGUCAGUGGUGGAGACCCUGGGCGCGGAGGGCAGCGGCGGCGGCGGCGACACCAGCGACGACUUACCGCCGUACCUCUCCGCCGAGUACCUCACAACGCACCGGCUCACCACCUCGG